UAGGUGCUAGGACUGAGAUUCUAGACAAGAAGGCUGCAAGUCUGUGACUGCCACUAAGCAGUUUCCCUCAGUGUAUCAGACAUACUUAAAACAAACUACCUGAGAAACACCAGGACCAGCUUGUACAAAGACAAAAGGAAUAUCUGCUAACAGUAGUUCCCUACCUCCCCCAUCUAAAGUCUGAGAGAAGAGGGGAAGUUGGAGAGGCCACUGGGGCCGGUUUGGUAGAGAAAGGCAACCUAGGACACUGCAUAGGACUCUUCAUAUGAGAAUGAAUAACCAGUUAGGGAGCUGGUUACUGGUUUUGUUCCCACGGGUGCCUGAGCUCACCUGACGGGACAUGUGAAAACAAAUAUACUUCCACAUGCCUGCACAGAGAAACCUUCAUGGCUUGGUCCCAAGAGUGAAAAGAAAAGUGGGGCUGCUGGAAAGCCCAGCCUCAUCUAAGCAGGUGUAAAUAGAUUCAACUUUCCUGGGACGGGAGAAGGCUGCUCGUGCCCCAGUGGAGCUUUUUCACUUGGGUUGAGAGUCAGAUUCUGGAAAAGAAUUGGGACCGGUAAAGCAGGGAUUUUAGUUGCGGGGGGAGGGGGGCUGUGGAGAUUAGAGUUUUCCAGAACUACUCAUUCUCAAGUGACAGAAGCUCUGAGCUUGUUCUGAGCUCCUUGAGAUCAGAAUCAGGGACAUAUAUCUGUGGAGCAGUGGAGAUCUGCCUGCCUUCAUUUCCCUGUGCCUUGAGGAGGGAAUCGAGGCUUAUUGAUUAUGUGUGUGGCAAGCUGUCCCUAAGCAGACCCUCACCAGCAACUGACCUAGACUUGACAUUACUAGUUUUCUUCACCGGGCCACAGAAAACGCAAGCGUAUAGGAACGAUUUGCUAUGGAAGCUCAGGAGCAUGCGGGACCCCCUCCCACCUACCACCUCCUUGCCUCAGCCAGCCAGCCCAGGGUGGACCAGGAAGUCAGCUCGCCAUCUAGAGAGAACUCAGAAACUAUGCAGCUGAAGAAGGAGAUCUCCUUGCUGAAUGGGGUCAGCUUGGUGGUGGGCAACAUGAUUGGCUCAGGGAUCUUUGUGUCACCCAAAGGAGUGUUGAAACACACGGCCUCCUAUGGCUUGUCACUAGUUGUAUGGGCCAUUGGUGGACUCUUCUCCGUUGUGGGUGCCCUUUGCUAUGCAGAGCUGGGGACCACCAUCACCAAGUCAGGGGCCAGCUAUGCUUACAUUCUAGAGGCCUUUGGGGGCUUCAUUGCCUUCAUCCGCCUGUGGGCCUCACUGCUAAUUGUUGAGCCCACCAGUCAGGCCAUCAUCGCUAUCACCUUCGCCAACUACAUCAUCCAGCCCUCCUUCCCCACUUGUAAUCCCCCCUACGUGGCCUGCCGUCUUCUCGCUGCUGCCUGCAUCUGUCUGCUGACAUUUGUAAACUGUGCCUACGUCAAGUGGGGCACACGAGUACAGGAUGCGUUCACUUACGCCAAGGUCUUGGCGCUGAUUGCCAUCAUUGUCACGGGCCUUGUGAAACUGUGCCAGGGACACUCUGGGCACUUCAUGAACGCCUUUGAGGGUUCCUUCUGGGAUAUGGGGAACCUCUCUCUUGCCCUCCACUCUGCCCUCUUCUCUUAUUCAGGUUGGGACACCCUUAAUUUUGUAACAGAAGAAAUAAAAAACCCAGAAAGAAAUUUGCCCUUGGCUAUUGGGAUUUCUAUGCCAAUUGUGAUGUUCAUCUACAUCCUGACCAACGUUGCCUAUUACACAGUGCUGAGAAUUUCAGAUGUCCUUAAUAGUGAUGCUGUGGCUGUGACAUUUGCUGACCAGACGUUUGGCAUGUUCAGCUGGACCAUCCCCAUUGCUGUUGCUCUGUCCUGCUUUGGGGGCCUUAAUGCAUCUAUCUUUGCUUCAUCAAGGUUGUUUUUCGUGGGCUCCCGUGAGGGCCACCUCCCAGACCUCCUAUCUAUGAUCCACAUUGAACGUUUCACACCCAUUCCUGCCUUAUUGUUUAAUUGUACCAUGACACUCAUCUACCUCGUUGUGGAGGAUGUUUUCCUUCUCAUCAACUACUUCAGCUUCAGCUACUGGUUCUUUGUGGGGCUCUCUGUUGUUGGACAACUCUACCUUCGUUGGAAGGAGCCUGACCGGCCCCGGCCUCUCAAGCUGAGCCUGUUUUUUCCCAUUGUGUUCUGCCUAUGCUCCGUGUUUUUGGUGAUUGUUCCCCUCUUCAGUGACACCAUCAGUUCUCUCAUUGGCAUUGGGAUUGCCCUGUCUGGGGUUCCUGUCUACUUCAUGGGUGUUUACCUGCCAGAGUCCCGGAGGCCACUGUUUAUCCGGAAUGUCCUGGCUACUAUCACCAGAAUCAUCCAGAAGCUGUGCUUUUGUGUCCUGACUGAGCUAGAUGCAGCUGAAGAGAGAAAGGUUGAGAGGAAAACUGACUAGAGGCCAAAGGUGACAUCCCCUGAAGCCCAGAAGGUUGUGGCUACAACCACCAAGAUCUAGAUAAAAAAGACUGGGGCCAAUGCUCCUGAAUUAAGAGAGACUGUAAGGGCUAGUGCUUCCCAGUUGGUAUAGUAGGAUACUCAGGGUUCAGACCAGUCUGAAGGUGGGGAUCUCAGGGUAGAGGGGAGGCUGAGAUGCAGGGGAAUGGUUUUUUUCCUGGUGGGUAGGUGCAGUCCUGAUCAGCCUUGGAGAGCUGCAGCAGGGGAAGACGAAGUGCUAGGUUGAUGCUGUGCUGGUGGUUCAGAGCUAUUGAGGUUUGAACCAUGAGUCUCUGCAGAAGACCUUCUUGAUGGGAAGUCUUCCUCUGACUGGGUGCAAUCUCCUGACUUUAGAGACCUAAAAUGAUAUUUCUUCCUGUGAUUCAAACUCUUUGCUGAGGAGAGAACUGCAUUCUUGUUUUGUUGCUGGUUGGGGUGGCAUGAAAAGCAAAGCUGUAUUUAACUGAUAUAGGAACUGUGUGUAUCACAGUUCCUGAAUUUCGCGAGGACCCUGUGCUGGAAUUUAACACUUAAAUAGGCUUGAUGAGAGGAAAUUAUUUCAGGGCCUCAGCUGUGCUCACUGAACAUUUUUGUCAAGACUGGUUUCUCAGCUGUGGGUCUGUAUGUCUGGGGAGCCACAGCUCCCAUUGUCUACCGAUUAUGCAUCUCCGUGAAGAGGUCCUGAUUGACUUUGCCUGGAUCAUGUCUACACUGUGGUCAAAAUCUCAUGGAGAGGCAAAUUACCAGCUUUCUCAUGAGUUGAUCUUAGUCACCUGACUGUGCCCCUCCUACCUUGAACUGUGUAUGAUUCAUGAAGGAUGUGGUCCUGAAACAAAGGCAGGGAAAAUGCUGCAGCGGCAGAGCGAGCAGGAACUUUUUUUUUUUUUUUUUGGCCAGUCCUGGGCCUU
This is a messenger RNA of Perognathus longimembris pacificus (Pacific pocket mouse), 3368 nucleotides long. It is a transcript of the gene Slc7a6, whose product is annotated as solute carrier family 7 member 6. Gene Ontology annotation, molecular function: L-amino acid transmembrane transporter activity. Gene Ontology annotation, biological process: amino acid transmembrane transport. NCBI's taxonomy places the organism in Eukaryota, Metazoa, Chordata, Mammalia, Rodentia, Heteromyidae. The transcript is spliced from 10 exons. Gene Ontology annotation, cellular component: membrane. The record is from RefSeq and is a predicted model, not a curated record. The coding region runs from base 875 to 2422 and encodes 515 amino acids.